Messenger RNA from Eutrema salsugineum, 1647 nucleotides. Its product is annotated as protein JINGUBANG. Bases 182 to 1453 code for a protein of 423 amino acids. Gene Ontology annotation, molecular function: protein binding. NCBI's taxonomy places the organism in Eukaryota, Viridiplantae, Streptophyta, Magnoliopsida, Brassicales, Brassicaceae. The transcript has a single exon. The record is from RefSeq and is a predicted model, not a curated record.
AACUAAUAUAAGAUGGAGACAUUCGAAACACCGCUCUUGUACUUACCUGCCACGUGGCGAUAUUCUCUCUGCACGACGCGCUUCUAUAUAUAUAUAGAUUUACAUAUCUACCUAUAUCUUCAUCGUCUUCACUCACACACACACAGCGUAUUCAAGUCAGAGACAGAGAAACUUUAACGAAAUGAGGGUUAUUUCAUGGCUAUUCGAUUCAGAAGAUUCUUCACGGAGAAGACGAAUUCCGAAAUCUCCGAAGCAUUUGGAUUCCGGCGAUAGCGCCACGUCAUCGUCAUCAUUGAUCGAAGCCACAGGCUCUACCAGUCUCCAUAGCAGUCUCUCUCUCCAGACUCUCCCUUCCGUUCCCUCCCUUCAGAAAAUCCCCUCGGACACUCUCGCCGUCACCGUCUCUCACUCUGUUACCUCCUCGUUUAAACUCCGUGAACGGAGUCUCCCCGUCACUUGUCUCGCCGUCAACGGCGGUUAUCUCUUCGCCGUAUCCGGACACGAAGUUAGCAUCUACGAUCGCGCCAUGUGCGCUCAUCUCGAUACUUUCAACGGCCAGGAUCCUUUCUCAGGAACCGUUAAAUCUGUCGGUUUCUCCGGCGAGAAAAUCUUCACUGCUCACCAGGACGGGAAAAUCGGGGUUUGGAAAUUAACGGCGAAAAGCGGUUACAAACAGUUAACGACGCUUCCCACGAUAAACGACCGUUUGAGACGUUUUGCUCUCCCCAAAAACUAUGUUCAAGUACGCCGUCACAAAAAACGUCUCUGGAUUGAACACGCUGACGCCGUUACCGCUCUCGCCGUUAAUAACGGAUUCAUUUACUCCGUCUCUUGGGACAAGACUUUGAAAAUAUGGAGAGCCUCCGAUCUUCGUUGCAAGGAAUCAAUCAAAGCCCACGACGACGCCAUUAACGCCGUUGCCGUAUCUGCUAACGGCACCGUUUAUACUGGAUCCGCGGAUAGGCGUAUCCGGGUUUGGGCGAAACCCGCCGAUUCGAAACGCCACAAGUUAGUCGCUACAUUGGAAAAGCACAAAUCGGCGGUUAACGCUCUGGCGUUAAACGACGACGGUUCGGUCUUGUUUUCCGGUUCGUGUGACCGGUCGAUUUUGGUUUGGGAGAGAGAAGACAGCUCCAAUUACAUGGCGGUUAGGGGUGCUUUGAGAGGACAUGACAAAGCAAUACUUAGCUUGUUCACCAUCUCUGAUUUGCUCCUCAGUGGAUCUGCCGAUCGGACGGUCAGGAUCUGGCAACGUGGAAUCGAUUCCAGUUACAGUUGCUUGGAGGUUCUCUCCGGUCACACGAAACCGGUUAAGUCACUAGCAGCGGUUACGGAUUCGGAGUUAGACGGUGUCGUUUCGAUCGUUAGUGGAAGUCUUGAUGGUGAGGUUAAGUGUUGGAAGGUCUCCGUCAGCAAACCGGAUAAUUCGAUUUACACUGGUCUUGUUUUAUGAAUUUUUUUUUUCUCAAUUAUUACUUUUUUAUUUUUUUUGCGAACGACAAUUUGGCGUUUUUUUUACCGUCACUUAGAAAACAAGAAAUUGGUGCCCAUACGUGACAGAAGAGCUUUAUUUAUUUGUGUGUUAUCAUGUAAGAAAACGAGGUUAUUGAUAAUGUUUUAAGAAUAAUAUGGUCAUUAAUUGUUAGA